UACCCAAUGGUCACGUGUUCCUGUUACAUAAUAUAAUGUAGCGUCACCAUUACGUUACACACAAACACACCUGUCCUUCUGUGAGGAAACGUUAGGCUGCAUUUUCUAACCAUGGCUUCUGAUAUGAUCCUGUACUGGGGAGCUGGAAGCGGCCCCUGUUGGCGUGCCAUGAUCUGUCUGGAGGAAAAGGGACUGUCAGACUACACCAGCAAACUCAUCUCCUUCGACAACAAGGAGCACAAAUCGGACGAAGUGUUGAAGAUCAACCCUCGUGGACAGGCGCCCGCCUUCAAGCAUGGAAAUGUCAUCGUCAACGAGUCACUUGCGAUCUGCCUGUAUCUGGAGAACACGUUUAAGGCCCAGGGGACCAAACUUCUGCCGGACGACCCCGCCCAGCAGGGCUUGGUACUGCAGAGGGCAGUGGAGUCACAGAACAUCCGCGAGAAGGCCGCUUUCGGCGUUCUGUCGUACUUCUUCAGGACUAAACCCGAGGACAGGACGGAGGCGAUGUUGGAGGAGAAGAAGAAGACGUGUCACGAGGAGCUACAGGUGUGGGAGGGGUACCUGGCCAAGCUGGGCGAUGGAUCGCACAUUGCUGGGAAGAACUUUACCCUGGCGGAUGUUUGCGCGUUCCCUUUCAUCGCCACCCUCGUGCGCAUGGGGUUCAAUAUGAGCCGGUACCCGCAUCUGGCUAAGUACUACGACCUGGUGCCCGCCUUCAAGCAUGGAAAUGUCAUCGUCAACGAGUCACUUGCGAUCUGCCUGUAUCUGGAGAGCACGUUUAAGGCCCAGGGGACCAAACUUCUGCCGGACGACCCUGCCCAGCAGGCCUUGGUGCUGCAGAGGGCAGUGGAAUCACAGAACUUCCGGGAUAAUGCAGCAUAUGGCGUUCUGUCGUACUUCUUCAGGACUAAACCCGAGGAUAGGACUGAGGCGAUGUUGGAGGAGAAGAAGAAGGCGUGUUUCGAGGAGCUGCAGUUAUGGGAGGGGUACCUGGCCAAGUUGGGCGAUGGAUCGCACAUUGCUGGGAAGAACUUUACCCUGGCGGAUGCGUGCACGUUCCCUUACGUCGCAACCCUCGUGCGCAUGGGGUUCAAUUUGAGCCGGUACCCGCAUCUGGCUAAGUACUACGACCUGGUGAAGGACCGUCCGUCUGUGAAAGCGUCCUGGCCUCCUCACUGGAAGGACACACCCAACAAGGACGUAUUGAAGGACAUCUAGAUCUGAUGAGAUCAUCACAACGUAAACAUCAACUUACAAACACGCCAUUGGAUUUGUUUUUAGAUUGAUAGUGGUUGGCGUAGUGAGAAAUCUAGUCUACAGUUGAUUGUGUGCUUAAUCUAUAGGACAGUUUGUCAGAUGCACUGCUAUUAAAUGUCUAUCCUAUUCAAUUAAUACCAAAUUAGAGAUCUGAUAAACAUGAUCACAAUUCCUUCUGUGUGUGUGUGUCAGCGAUGCUAUGCAGGUUUGCUUUGCCGUUCUCUCGCAGUGACGUUUCAUUAUACUGAUUUAUGUAAAGAGUGUGGCCAAAUGUCGAAACAAACUAGAGCUAUCAAAUGUGGAAUGAACACGCUGUCAUAAUUGUCAUUUCAUGGUUUAUAUAAUCCACAAAAUCCCUGAGGCCUGCGUUUGCUCUAAAAAGGCCGAAAAUGUUCUUAUCUAAACAUUAUAUGUACAGCAAGUAAAUCAUCUGUUUGUUUUGUAUUUCAUACCCGGUAAACUGCGUCAUGACGAAACAUACCAGGUUCUACUAAUGUAUACAAGCUGCAUAUCCAGACAGAUUUAUUUGAUCUACUCACGCCGGUAAUGGUUCCUACUUUUAUUGGUGUGAUGUUUUUUAACAGCUGCUGCAGAGACACACUGUCAUCGGUACCUGUAAUACAAGGUUACUGUGUCACUGUCUGUUUGAUAUCUGGGCAGAUGUUGCUGUUUCUGUGGUCUGAAGACACUGUGUAAAUAAAGACAUACCGAACGAUCCGUUAACUA
This is a messenger RNA of Branchiostoma floridae (Florida lancelet), 1986 nucleotides long. Its product is annotated as glutathione S-transferase A-like. Gene Ontology annotation, biological process: glutathione metabolic process; L-phenylalanine catabolic process. The transcript has 10 exons. The record is from RefSeq and is a predicted model, not a curated record. Gene Ontology annotation, cellular component: cytoplasm; mitochondrion. Gene Ontology annotation, molecular function: glutathione transferase activity; maleylacetoacetate isomerase activity; glutathione binding. Bases 112 to 1221 code for a protein of 369 amino acids. Lineage: Eukaryota; Metazoa; Chordata; Leptocardii; Amphioxiformes; Branchiostomatidae.